AUGGUAUUCGUAAACUCAACCUUUAGAUUUACAGUUUUCACUGGUGAAUUAAAUGCAACAAAUAGUUUAUUUAGAUUCAUUGGCUCAUCAUUUAUAAAUGGUGGAAUUGUUUUUAAUUUAAUAAAUAGUGAUAGUAGUAGCGGUGAUAGUAGUAGCAAUAGUAGUAGUAAUAGUAGUAGUAAUAGUAGUAGUAGUAGUAAUAGUAAUAUUAUUUGUAUUAGUGGUUGUGGUGUAUCAUUUAGUGAUAAUAAUACAACCAUUACAUUUUCCAAAUCAGUUGAUCCAUUAAUUAUAAUUAUAGCCUAUCGGUAUUCAUAUGUAUCAAUUGAAAAUGUAAAAAUAAAAGGUUACAGAAGUUCAAAUCCAAUGGUAAUUUCAAGUGAAGGUUCUGAAAUAAUAAUGAAUUCAAUUUUCAUUGAAGAUUGUAUAUCAAACUCAUUAAUAUCAACUAGAAAAGGAGGUUUUAGUGAUGGUGGUAGUAUUGAAAUUAAUAAAAUUAAAUUCAAAGAUAAUACAUUCGAUUCAAUAAUUGAUGUGACUGGUGUUUCAAAUGUAACAAUUAGUGAAUUAAUUACAACAUGUGAAAUGAAUAAUAAAUUCUAUUCAAUGAUUGUAAUGGCAACAGCUGAUGAUGUUUAUGAUGUUAAUAAUCAAUACUUAUCAAAGAGUAAUGUUAGUUUUUCAUUUAUGGAAUUAAGUUGUAUUGGUUCAUUUCAAUUUGAAAGAGCAUUAGUUGAAUUGUUAAUAGUUAAUAUGUCAGCUUCAUUUAAUCAAUUUUUAUUUACUCUAACUAAAGAGAGUAUUUUAGUAAUUGAUAGAUGUGAUUUCAUUUUAGAUCCAUUAACAUGUUCAACAAAAAGUACAGCAUUCUUGGUUGAAAACAUUAGUGAUUUAUAUAUUGUUGAUAGUAUAUUUGGUUAUUCGGGUACUGGUAUUGUUGUAUCAACAAAUGGAUCUAGUAUAACUUUAGUAAAUACAAGAAUUCUAAGUAUAAUUCUAAGUGUACCUGUUUUUACUAUUGGUCAUUCAACAUUGGAUUUUUAUAAUUGUACUUUUGAACAAACAUAUAUACCAUCAACUUCAUUAAUUGAUAGUUUCAUAUCAAAUAUUACUAUUGAUAUUUGCACAAUCGAUACAUUGGGUGAUGUAUUUUUAGAUGGUUUUGGUUCAAAUAUAAUUAUAAAUCAAUUGGUAAUGACAAAUUUCUUUACACAAUAUAGAUUAUUUCAAUCUAAUUCAGAUUCUAUAAUAAUUUCAAAUUCAUUAUUUAUAAAUAUUCAUGGUUUUGGUUAUCAACUUUUUCAAUGA
Dictyostelium discoideum AX4 is the source of this 1308-nucleotide messenger RNA. RefSeq lists its product as hypothetical. Lineage: Eukaryota; Evosea; Eumycetozoa; Dictyosteliales; Dictyosteliaceae. The record is from RefSeq and is a predicted model, not a curated record. The transcript is spliced from 2 exons. Bases 1 to 1308 code for a protein of 435 amino acids.